AAAUCGGCUUAGUAUUAUUUCCAGAAUAUAAAUCCAGUGCAACUAACAAAUAAACACAUUCGUCAUAAAGUAGAAUAUUUCUCAAUCAGCAUUCACUAUCUUGCUUCAAGAAUCGUUAUUUUAGAAUUCUGAAAACUCCAUUCUUGUCUUAUCAUCGGUUCCAACAGUUGGACAGAAAAGGAGUCAGAAAUGAAGUGUUUUGUGAAUUACGAAAAAAACUGUGAUUUUCCAAUAGAAAAUUUACCGUACGGUGUAUUUUCUACGAAUAAUGACAUUUGUCACCGAAUAGGGGUAGCUAUUGGAGAUUUUAUAUUAGAUCUGAAAGAAAUAUCGCAUCUCUUCAACGGACCACUCUUAAAAAGUCAUCAGGAUGUUUUCAAAGAGCCAACUCUCAAUAAGUUUAUGGCCCUCAACAGAGAAUGUUGGAUUGAAGCUAGAAAAACACUUCAAGAUCUUUUGUCUUCAGACAAUCCAACUCUGAGAGACAACACAGAGUUGAAAGCAAGAGCUUUCGUAAGACAAAACGAGGCUAGGAUGCAUUUACCUGCUACCAUUGGGGACUACACUGACUUCUAUUCCUCUAUUCACCAUGCAACCAAUGUUGGUACCAUGUUCAGAAGCAAGGAAAAUGCACUUUCAGCGAAUUGGAAAUAUAUUCCAAUAGGAUACCACGGCAGGGCAAGCUCUGUAGUGGUUUCUGGAACACCAAUUCGUAGGCCUCAUGGACAGACUUUAGUUGCUGAUGGGGCCCCGCCCGUGUUCGGUACCUCAAAACUAAUGGAUUUCGAGCUGGAAGUAGCUUUCUUCGUGGGCGGAAAAACCAAUAAACUUGGCGAACCCAUAUCGGUCAAGAACGCACACGAAAAUAUUUUUGGAUUUGUUCUAAUGAACGAUUGGAGUGCCAGGGACAUACAAAAAUGGGAAUACGUACCCCUAGGUCCAUUCACGGCAAAGAACGUUGGAACAAGUAUAUCCCCUUGGGUUGUUACGACAUUUGCCCUAGAACCUUUCAUCGUCGAUAAUUAUCCCCAAGAUCCAAAACCUUUCCCUUACUUAACGCAUGAGGACAAGUUCAACUUCAACAUCAAUCUGGAGGUUGACUUGAAACCGGAUGGUUCAAAAACGAGCACAACCAUAUGCAGGUCUAAUUACAAAUACUUAUAUUGGACGUCCAAGCAACAAUUAGCCCAACAUACAAUUACAGGUUGUAACAUGAACCCUGGUGAUCUUCUUGCUAGCGGCACGAUCAGUGGAGAAGAAUCAGACUCUUUUGGAUCUCUUCUUGAAUUAUCAUGGAAAGGUACUAAACCGAUAAAACUGAACGACGGCAGCCAAAGAAAAUUUCUUCAGGAUGGUGACACAGUCAUAAUGAAAGGAAAAUGUGAAGGAGAUGACUACAUUAUUGGAUUUGGUACUUGUGAAGGGAAAUUAUUACCUGCCAUUCAAUUAUAGAGAAUAUAAAUAAUAUAUGCACAGA
Coccinella septempunctata (seven-spotted ladybird) is the source of this 1477-nucleotide messenger RNA. RefSeq names its product fumarylacetoacetase (gene Faa). The transcript is spliced from 8 exons. The coding region runs from base 190 to 1452 and encodes 420 amino acids. Gene Ontology annotation, molecular function: fumarylacetoacetase activity. The record is from RefSeq and is a predicted model, not a curated record. Lineage: Eukaryota; Metazoa; Arthropoda; Insecta; Coleoptera; Coccinellidae. Gene Ontology annotation, biological process: L-phenylalanine catabolic process; homogentisate catabolic process; L-tyrosine catabolic process.